CUGUAUAUCACUGUAUUGACGUGUUGUUAGCAAAUGGGAGCAGAACGUCCGAUCCUUCGCAUGAGGGGGUCAUUCUGACUACAGGGCCGAUCCUUCGCAUGAGGGGGUCAUUCUGACUACAGUUGCCACUUGUUGCUAAAACCUCCAGGGCUUCAAUACUCGACCACCGCAAAUACUUUGAUAGCCUCCUACACUUUAAUCCUACACGUUAAUCUCUUCUCUCCAAUAGAGACGCGGAUCUCGAUGUUGGAUCAGGAUUCAGGAAUACUCCCACAGCUAACAUUGAAAGGAGAUACUUUGUGAACUGUUUGAUAUUUCGGUCUAAUCUGACGGGCGAAGCAUGGUUGAUAAUACCAGUAUAGCAACUAAAUCUGCUUUGCAAGCAGCGUUCUCCUCGUCCAGCAACCUCCCCCUGCUCGUCUCCUCUGCCUCCACACACAGCCACUUCCCCGGCUCACACUCCCAGUCCCAGCAGCCCAGCGGCGGAGGCAUGAAGCUAGAGGCGGUCAUGGAAAACCUCCAACGACAACAGGCUGCCCGCCUGGCGUUAGAAGAGAAGCUUCGUCAGGCAGAGAAAGAGAAAGAUCUCCGCUCCAUGGUCGAGUCCCAGAUACACCAACAAGCCCUCGCCUUCCACCACUACCAAGCAGCGGUUCGGGGAGCUUUCGCCGCGGGAGUAGCGAACUCUUCUCCCAGCUUGGCGAGAUCCGCUGAACCGGGACUGGCUGUCCAUCACAGUUUCGACGCCCGCAGGCACUCAGAGAGAGCCGACGAUUCCGAUAUGGAUAAUGAUCCAGAGGGGAUGGACCGAUGCAUGAAUGAUGACGACCGGAAUCUGGAUGGAGAUGACAUGGACAACGAAGGAAUCGUGGAUGAUGAGGAUGAAGAGGAUAUGGAGGGUGCUCUCAGCCACUACCAGCCCCACCACCCCAUGCACCCCGUUACGGGACACUCUCCGAAGGGCACCCCGGUGCAGUUCAUGUCUAGAAUUCCACCCUCCUUCGUUGCGCCCAGGCAGUUGGAAUCCCCGGGCGGGAUGGCACCACAGUCUCAACACCACGAAUGGACUUACGAGGAGCAAUUCAAACAGUCAGGACAAGGCAGUGCACCAGAGAGGAAGCUGGGAAAUUCAAGUGUCGGUAUCGGUGGCGGCUCCUCGUCUCUGAUUCAGGAGUUGUACGAGUUGGAUAAUGACGACAAGAGGAAAGAGUUUCUCGAUGACCUCUUCAGUUUUAUGCAGAAGAGAGGGACUCCAGUGAAUCGUAUUCCUAUCAUGGCCAAGCAGGUGUUGGAUCUGUACACGCUCUACAAGCUGGUCACAGAAAAAGGCGGCUUAGUGGAGGUCAUCAAUAAGAAAAUAUGGCGUGAGAUCACCAAAGGCCUCAACCUCCCUACCUCCAUUACCAGUGCAGCGUUCACCCUGCGAACACAGUAUAUGAAGUACCUCUACCCUUACGAAUGUGAAAAGAGAGGUCUGAGCUCCCCCGGAGAGCUCCAGGCAGCUAUCGACAGUAACCGCCGCGAGGGACGUCGUCAGAGCUACGGGUCGGCCAUCUUUAACUACUCUCCAAUGGGGACAACCUCCAUCGUCUCCUCCCCGAAGAUGAGCAUGCCUCACCUGGCCAUGUCCACCCUCAAUGGAGCACAUGUGACCCAGGGACACAACAUCAAGAAAGAGGAUGGCUUGAUGGGGGGUUGUCUGUCGGGUCGUGUCGGGGGGAUGCCCAUGUCUCUGGGAGGUCACCCCCAAGCCGUGGCAGCUCAGGCGGCUGCAGCGGUACAGGCUGCAGCGUUGGAGCAGCUGAGGGACAAGCUGGAGAGCGGGGAGCCGCCAGAGAAGAUGGUGAUGGCCGAGGAGCAACAGAGACUCAUGCAGCACGCGGUGCAGCGGAACCUCCUCGCCAUGGCAACACAGCUUCCCAUGAACAUCAAGAUCAACAACCGAGCUGAGCGGAUGAGAGAUGAUAGACAAGAGACUCCAUUGAACCUGUCUACCGGCGGCAUUAGCAGCAUCAACAUGUCAAUAGAAAUAGAUGGAGUUGUCUACACAGGUGUUCUGUUUGCCAGGAAGCCCUCUCUCCCUACGAUGCUGAGUGGUCACCAGGUCCAGAACCAGAAUGACAGCUUCUCUCAGGGAAAGACCAGUCCGGCGAUGAACUCCUCCUCCAUACAGAUCCAACCGUCCUGCUCCUCCUCUUCUUCCUCUACAUCCUCGGUCCACGGACAUGGAAACUCCUCCCCCUGAGCUGAGUCCCACCCACAGCUCCACCCCCUAAACCCUGCCCCCAUCGUUCCCCCAAAGACAACAAGCGGUCUGAGAUACCAGGAGACAAUACUUCUAUUGUUUUUUGAAGGUGGCUUUUCCCUUCCUCCUCCUCUUUCUCCUCCCUUUUCUCAGACUCCCUUAUUCCAGUUGAAAGAAUCCCCCCCCCCCCAAAAAAAAAUAUUUACUGAGAAAAUACUUCUGUAGAAAAAGAAAAUUCUCUCGCUCUAUUCUCUUUCCUUCUUCUGAACUCUGACCUCUGAAUGGUAUGUAGAGGACCUCUGAACCCCGUGUGUAUGCAGAUAAAGUCUGCUGUCUUUUUGUGUUUCCUGAAAACAGCUGCUCAGUUUGGAGCAGUAAACAUAUAGGUAAAGAAAUAUGGUGGCACAUCAUUAGACACAAGGAACUGUGGGACAAAGACACUGAGAGACUGAGACAUGUUGACUCUCUGCUGUCUGUCUGACUGUCUGCCUGUCUGUCUGUAUGUCUGUCUGCCGCUCCUCGAACAGAAGAGCAGAUGCUUGAUCUCGUACCUGAAGAGAGACUUGCUUGUUAACCUGUAGAAGGGUUGGGGUCAAUUCCAUUUUAUAAUUUGUCAGAAAAUAAACCAAAAUUCUAAUUCCACAUUUUCCUAAUUGAUAAGCAUUAAAGGGAAUUAGCAUUCAGUGUACUUCCUGAGUUGGCUGGAAUAGAAAUGGUAUUGACCCCCAACCCUGAUCUAUAGUAUGGUUUGUUUGAAAACCUCUGCUAGGCAUGGGAGGCCAUUUUAUUGUCACUCAAAACCUUUAGUUUUCUUGUUGUUUUUGAUCACAAAC
Messenger RNA from Salmo salar (Atlantic salmon), 3078 nucleotides. Its product is annotated as AT-rich interactive domain-containing protein 3A. Lineage: Eukaryota; Metazoa; Chordata; Actinopteri; Salmoniformes; Salmonidae. Gene Ontology annotation, biological process: regulation of transcription by RNA polymerase II. Gene Ontology annotation, molecular function: DNA binding. The record is from RefSeq and is a predicted model, not a curated record. Gene Ontology annotation, cellular component: nucleus.